AUGAGCCGCGAGUCAACGCGACGGUCCACAAGACAGCCUUCGGGCCAGUCGAGCGCGACUGACCUCUCCGCCGCUGAAGACGCGCCGACCCUAUCCACGCGAAAUACGCGUUCAUCCCGGGCGCCAUCAAACCGUUCAUCUCGCGGAACAACCUUUUCUCGGACUGUCAACCUUGAUGUGGAGGUGGAUGUUGUCCCGGCACAGGGGCAGCGGGGACAGCAUAGGAUGCGGAUGUCUAAUCAGCCCGCACCGAUCAUCAGCGAGAGCGAGGGUGAGACCAUGUCGGAGGGGGACGACGAGGAGCGGACAGAGCAAACCCCUUCUGUCCGGUCACGGUCGACGCCACGUCGGCGGAACGACGGUGGAGAUGCGGAUUCUACGCCCAGAGCGGCGAAUGCGGGCCGUGCUUUGACGCGGCCGUCCCUGGGCGGAUCAAGUCUUGCCAGGGGGAUGACCGUGGACAAACGGGCGGAGAUAGUUCGUGUUAUUGCGCGGGACUGUCUCAACAAGCUCUUGUCCGGCGGAGAUACCAACGAGGAGAGCGCAAGUAGGAAAGCUUGGGCAGUGCUUCAUGUCGCGCGGACCAACUACCUCUUCAACAUCGGAGCCCCUCCGUUCGCAGAUCUGGCUCGCUUCGCGGCAGAAGUCCCCUCGGGAUCGGGAUACCACGUUGGGAGGAUAUCAGACACGAUCGACCUGUCCAACCUCUGUACCUUCCUCUGGACCAUCCUCGCUCCUGAUCACGCCGCAAGUCAAUUCCCUGGCCUGGACGCCGACGGGGACGCCGGGCCGAGUGAUGGCGAGAGCUCCAGCGCCGUUUUGAGGAGGCAAGUCGCGCGUAGGAACGCCUUACUCUUGGCGGCAUGGAAGAAGUUUUGGUUUUUGGUGGUUUCAAGGGAGGACAGAGCCAAUGAGAAGGCGAUGCGCUUAUGGCUUGAUUUCGCAACUAUGAUUGUCCGCACGUGGCAACUACCCACGAUCUCACCUUCAUCCCUCAUCAACCCUUCCCUCCCUGCCAUCCCCGACUCUAUCCUCCGGGACCUCUUCUCGCCAUCGGCUCUCUUCACGUAUGGACAAUGGCCGCCAUCCGCCUCGCAGGCCGCAGAGGACGAGGACGCCGACCCGCCCACCGAGGAAUCCAUCGUCAAGAACCUAUGGAAAGACUUCGCUAGGCGUCGGCAAAAGACGCUGAACGAAAAACGGCCGGAAAUUCUCGACGAGCAGUUCCGGUGGGGACCAUUCAGCGGCGACAUGCACCAAUUCGUCCAAGUGCAUAUCAUGCAGGAGGAGCGGGCACACGAGGGGGCGCCAUCGGAACGAGCCGAGACGCCAAGGGCGGGACCGGCGUCGGGUCGGCGGAUGAAGAUGAAGCGGACUGGUCAUCCCGCGGAUACUAGUCAGGGACAGAAUGGGGCGGAGGAGGACGAGCUGGAGUCAGAGGAGGAUCAGUUGAUGUUUCAGUCGGAAGAUGAGGAAGAGGAGGCGGACGCUCAGCUCAAGGAGGAAGAGGACGAGGUACACCUCGCGGACCUCGCGGGCCUCGCACAGGAGAUGCAGAAUGACGAUGAAGAGGAAGGACGAGCAUCUCGGAUGGCGUCGGCGGUCUCGCCAAACAAGGCUCGGUCGGUCACUGCCACACCACGCGCUGCUGCCCUCGGUCGCCGCGGGGUCGAAGCGGAAAGCUCGGGCGUGGACUUUGCGUUGGCUGCAGAAAUUGCGGAGGAAAUGGAGAGGGAGGCGGCAGUAGCAUCGAGCAGUCGUCGGACCACCAACGGCCAAGGCGCAGAUGUCGACGUCAGUGAUAUGAUGCCCUCCAUGCAGGAUAUCGGCGGUCGGCGCCGGCGGGAUCCGCCCCAGCGCGAGCUGGACCCAGAAGAAGCGGUGGACCAGUCACAAUGGGCGCUCAACGACAUGAUGCCCAAUACUCAGGACAUCCAAGGCCGGGCGGUGCGGCGCGAUGAUAUCACCCCCGGGCCGAGUCGGUCCAUCUUUAAUCUCAACGGUCGCCGGAACGAAUCUCAUCCCGCGGACGGAAAGCCCAAAUUCAACUUUGCUGCGCCCCAGCCCGGGGCAAAGCAGAUCCCGUGGGAUAGUCAGCCUUCUCAACCUUCCCCUUCGCCCCAGAAACGGCCUGCUGCGCGCGGCACAAGUCGGAACGGCGGAGAUGAGGACCGCACGCCCCGUCCCCAGCCUCGCGGUAUCCCUUCAUCUCGAGCGCCGGCCGCGGGAAGAGGUCGGACUGCUCCAUCCAGUUCCCCACCCCGCACGUCGCGCAGAGACGCCCAGGAUUUGGGCGCUACCCCUGGAGGCUUUGCCACGUCGCAAGCGGGCGGAUCCGACGAGGAGCUAGAAGAUGAGGAGGAGGAGGAAGCACAGGAAAGGGAGGAAGAAGAGGAGGAAAGGGAGGAGUCGACUUCCCCCUCUAGGCGCCGGAAGCUAGACAAGGGCAAAGGUCGCGAGACUGCUCUUACACCCAUGGACGUCGAGCCCGCACAAACUCGGGAAGAUCGGUCUCUGACUGAAUACUCGGUCGAGUCCCCGCCUCGCCAUACAGCGAAAGAUAAGGGCAAGGGGAGGGAUACGGCACCUACCCCGUCGGCGGAUUUCGACCGGAUCCGGAGCUAUCCGCACGGGGAGCAUAAUGAUGUCGGGCAGGACCAGGAGUGGCAGAAUUACGACCCGGACGACUAUGUUCAGCAGGACCAGGAUCAGGAUCGGGACCAGUUCCUGGAUCAGGAUCAGAACCCUGAUCUGGACCAGUACGAUGAUCAGUAUGAUGAUCAGCUGGACGAACAGGAGCGGCGACCGGCGUAUCAGCGACAGGGAAGGGGAGGGGGUCAUGGGGAUGAUGGAGAGGAAGACGAGCUGGACUCGCGCAAUGCGUCCCCGCAGCCGAAGCAGGAGUCUAUGGGACGGAAACGGCGUCACAGCGAGGUGGAGGAUGACUCGGACUCGGAGGAGAUUGAGGAGAUUGAAGAGGCGGAACACGCCCGCUCGGCUCUGCGGAAACAACAAGCGCAGGCGGGUCCUUCUACCCAUCGCAUCCAGCUCAAGCCUACUACCAAGCGGCGGAAUGGAAGGGCGGCCCAGCCUCCGGCUAAGCGUGCUCGUCCGUCGGCUCGGGCUCAGCCUCGCCAGAACGGUAGCGACUUUGCGAGUCCAACGCAUUCGGAAGAUGAGGAGGAUCAGGCGUUGCUUCGGGACCGUCGUCAGGGUCAGCGUCAGCGUGAGGACCAGCGCUCUUCUUCUCGUCGAGAACCUCAAUUCCGGACGGGCGAAGCGGGUCCGAGCAACCAUAAUCGGCGGUCCAGCUCGUCCUCGACCGCCCCAUCCGCCGCCGGUUCAGGUCGUAAACGCAAGAUCCGGGCGCACGAGUCGUCGGACUCUCUCGACUCGAGGGGAAGGUCCAGGAGCGGGUCGCACGACUCGUUCAUGUACGACAGCGACGGAGAGCGAUUGCGUCCCGACCCAAACUACGUGGUUGUCGGGGCGUACGAUCGCGGUCUUUCCAACAUCCACGGUCAGAGACACCUCGGCGGGUACACAUUCGCUCGUCUAGACGGGGUUCGAUACUGGACGCACGAGCAGCAAUUGCUGUUCUACCGAACCGUCCAAAAGGUGCCAAUGACCGAGGAAUACCCUUUCCGCGUCGUUUGGCAACUCCAUGGCGAGGACGGUCGGAUCGAUAAUCGGCUGGAAGACUAUAAUACCCAGCAUAUGAAGGAUAAGAUGAAGACGAUCUUGGAUGCGCGGCGGAACCAGGGUCGUCUCAUCGAGCUCCGGGCACGGCGAUACUUGCCGUGGGAUGACGAGAGGCGGAUAAAGUUUGAGGAGGAGAUGGAUGCAGUCAAGGGCAAGCGGAGGAGGCAGCAGGCGAGGAAGAACGCGGCGAGGACAAAGAGGAACGCGGAGGCUAAUGCGAAAGCCAAGGAAAAGAGGAAGGCGGCUGCGGACGCUCGGAAGCGUGUCAAGGAGGCGGAGAAGGCUGAGGAGGAGGAAAUUGAUACUGGAGACGAGUCGUACGAGGAGCCGCAGUCGAAGCGGAAACAGGCCAAGCGAAAACAGCCAAAGCGGGCCAAGAAGAAGACAAAGAAGCAGGAGCAGCCAAGCGAAGAUGGGGCGGAAGAGGAUGAUGCGGAAAAGCAAGGAUCUGUUGCGCCUCCAUCAUCGGUCGCUCCGAGUCAGAACGGCGACGCCGAUCACCAGGACGGGCAGGCGGAACGGGACGAGCUUGAUAAUCCCGACGGCGAUGUCGAUGACAAUCCGGACGACCGAUCGAACAAGGCCCCGUCGGAGGUCGUGGAGGAUGAUAACCCGCCACCUGGACCCCGGCGCGAUCGGUAUGGACUAUCUAUCACGGCUGAGGUGGAGCCAAAUGCGGACAGAGAUGCGCUUGAGAAGGCGGGCGAGGAUGUGGAUGAGGGAAUGCCGCCGGGAGGAGAUGAGGCGGAUCAGCAGGAUGGACAAGGAGAUGAUGAGCGUAGGUCCCGAUCUCCGUCGGCCCCCGCGGAACCCGUCGAAGCGCCCAAGCGGAAACGCGGUCGUCCUCGGAAGAAUCCCGUACCCGAGGUCAUUGUGCCUGCUCCCGCACGCACAACUCGGUCUGGGUCAAAGCGGGCCGCCUCGCUUGCGGUGGAUAACGAGCCGUCUGGCUCUAGUCGGACGUUACGGUCGAGAUCGAAACCUGCCACUCAGCAAAAGCCGGCGGAUGAUGUCGAGGAGAAUGAGGAGGUGGAAGAUGGGGAUGAGGCAGACCAGUCCAAGGUGACGGCAGCAGAAGGGGAAGGAGAUGAGGAUAUCGUCGAACCCCCCGCUGGUCAGCCUUCUCGCUCGCUCGAGACUCGAGUGCCGCACAAGAUGAAGCGGUCCAAGCCUUCAAGUCAACCGGAUGUGGACGUGGGAUGA
Dioszegia hungarica is the source of this 4905-nucleotide messenger RNA. RefSeq lists its product as uncharacterized. The record is from RefSeq and is a predicted model, not a curated record. Bases 1 to 4905 code for a protein of 1634 amino acids. The transcript is spliced from 5 exons. Lineage: Eukaryota; Fungi; Basidiomycota; Tremellomycetes; Tremellales; Bulleribasidiaceae.